Messenger RNA from Didymosphaeria variabile, 870 nucleotides. RefSeq lists its product as uncharacterized. The record is from RefSeq and is a predicted model, not a curated record. Lineage: Eukaryota; Fungi; Ascomycota; Dothideomycetes; Pleosporales; Didymosphaeriaceae. The transcript has 3 exons. The coding region runs from base 1 to 870 and encodes 289 amino acids.
AUGUUAUUCACGGAGUCUGAGAGAUGUCAGGAGCUGGAGCAUCCUGACAUUGCCAACUUUUCUAUCUCAGUCUUCAUCUUAGUCGGCAUCCUCGUGUCCUACCUACCGCAGCAUGCAAAGAUCAUAAUCCGGCGCUCGUCGCGCGGCCUCAGCCCCCUCUUCGUGCUACUAGGCACUGUGUCAGGCACAGCCAGCAUAGCGAACAUCUUGACGCUGCCUGAGAGCACCCGGGAUAUGGCAUGCUGCAGUGAGAUUGGACGCUUCCCAUGCGCAGCUGCGCUGUUGGGAAUCGCGCAGAUAGGCGUACAGUGGACAUGUUUCUUCUUCAUUAUGCUUCUUUUCCUGAUCUUCUUCCCACGUACCACCGAAGAUACUGAGGCGCAGGACACCAACCUACCAACGUGGAAGGAGGCCAUAAUCGUCCUCGCCCUCUCCCUCGCCUUCUUCGUCUUCGCCUUAUUCGGCUCCGUCAUAUUUGUUUACGCUGCACCGUCGCAUAUUAGAGGUUGGGCGAACUUCCUUGGCCUGCUAGCUACUGCGCUUGCUGCUAUCCAAUACAUACCUCAGAUCAUCACGACCUGGAGGCUGCAGGAGACGGGCAGCUUGUCGGUGCCUAUGAUGUGCAUUCAGACUCCAGGGAGCUUUGUCUUUGCGGCGAGUCUGGCAGUCAGAUUGGGACCUGGGGGGUGGAGCGCAUGGGGCUUGUUCAUAUUCACUGGACUGUUGCAGGGAGUCCUUCUGGGAAUGAGUCUAUGCUUUCUGUGGAGAGCCAGACAAGCUGCUAAGUCUGGCAGCGCUCCCAUCGCCAAUGGGCCUGGAGAAGACAAUGAGCAGACGCCGCUCAUUGGUAACGGAAGUGCUGGUAGAUAG